AUGCAGGAUGUCCUCACUCACUCACUGCUGGACAUUUUCUACCCUCCUCUCCUUUUGCCUCUCCGAAAGAUUCUUUCCAUCUGAGCCUUGUCAUCCUAAAAAGCUUGUUAAUCAAAAUGCUUUCUCUAGUUCCCUCUUUUUCUCCUAACUAUUCAUUUUUCUUCCCCCUCCUUUGCCACAGACCCAGAUCUGUUUAAACACUAACCACAUUACACUUUGCCUAAGGCUUGCAUCCAGUGUGUUGACAUCGGAAAGGGGUGGGGGACGGCAUCCCUAAGAAUGUCUGAACUUCCUGCCUCGAUUACUAAUCACAAAUCUGUACUGCUUACUGUUCAUCUCACAAGUAAACAGGUUUGAUCAAUUUAGGGUUAUUUUGUAGUUCAUUCUUGAAAGGUUCUGUUCCAAUGUUCCUCUCAUGAUUUGUUUUAAUGGUUUAUUUACGGUGGUACAGAAAAGGUUUUGUUGCGCAUGGUUUUACUUGCUUUGCUCUUCUGCAGUAAGAUUUCCGUCAUGAGACUAUGGCUUUUACUUGCCGUGUCAUUUUUCUGCUGGCUAAGCUACAGUGUUGCCAAAGAUCCGAAUCAGAAUCGUCCUGUGGCUAAAGGAAGACGAAGGAAGGGGAAGAAAAUGGCUCGUCAAGGCAGGGUGCCAGUUAAUGGUGGAUAUAACAGCGCAUCAGUUUUCAUUGAGUCUUAUAAAGGGGUAGAGGAAGCGAAGCCGAGCUACAAUGUUAUUCCAGGGAACACAGGACAGUGUGUAUUUCAGGGCAUCGCUAUGUUUGAUAAAACCGUGUGGUCACCGAAGCCCUGCGUCACCUGCUUAUGCUCCAGUGGGAACGUGGUGUGUGAUGAAAUGCAGUGUCCGGUUUUACGGUGCCACUUCAAAUUUAAACCUAUUGGACAGUGCUGCCCAAUCUGCAUUGAACCCACUCAUGAAGCCUCUGAAAACUCUGGUGAUUCCCCUGUCCCUAACGAUCCAAGCGUCCCUGAUGCUGCGUUUCUGCCCGACAAGAGCCUGAGAAGAGAGAAAUACAAGGAGGAAGAGGAGAGGCUCCUGCGGAAAGACGCGGAACGAAAGAGGAGAAAGAAGCAAAAGAAGGAGACAGAAAAUCGCAGGAAACAACUGGAGGAGCGAGAACGGGAGGAGGAAAUGAGGAAGUUGAGAGAGGAAGCAGAGAAGAGAGCAGCAGCAGAAGAAGAGAAGAGGAGGAUGGAGGAACUUCAGCGGGUGGAGGAUGACAGGAUGAGGAGGAGGGAGAAGGAAGAGAGGGAGAGGCUGAGGGCUCUUGAGGAGGCAACAGAGCGAGAGCGGACUGAACUGAGGGCAGAGCAAGUUGAAGAGGAGGAGGAGGAGGAGGAGGAGGAAGAGGUGACUGUGUGGUUAAGAGGGGAUGUUUUCCAAAUGCCACCACAGUUACCUACCCCUCCAGACUUUCCAUCACCAACAGAACCAUCUGACCCCAGUCACGCUGGAGACGGAGACGAUGAAGACGAGGAAUCUGCACGGAUUAGCUACGCACUCCCUCAGGGAUGCACAAUCUCUGAUGUCAUUGUCUCCUGUGAAAAUGCCAAACUCACCAGUGUUCCUCCUCUUUCCAUCCCUGAGCUCAAGUCUCUCAAUCUACAGGGAAACGCGAUCACUACCAUUCCAGCAGAAGCUUUUAACGGUGUACUGAAUUUGGAGUGGAUAGAUUUGGGGAAAAAUAAGAUCUUAUCAUCUGGAAUUGAUCCACAAGCGUUUACCAAGCUUAAAUAUUUAACCCGGUUAUAUAUGGAUGGAAAUUUGCUUGAACACAUUCCUCCGGGGCUUCCACAUACGCUACAAGAAUUAAAGAUAAAUGAGAACAACCUCCAAGAGAUGGAUGAGGACAGCUUUGAGGGUCUGAGCAGUCUGGUUACUUUGGAAAUGGAAGGGAACAUGCUGAGCGAAGUAAACGUAAAUCCCAAACUCUUCAGACCACUGAAACAGCUCACCUACCUACGGUUGGGCAGGAACCACUUCCGCACCAUCCCUCAAGGCCUACCAGCAUCUCUGCAGGAGUUGCAUCUUGAAAACAAUUUAAUUGAGGAAAUACCCGAGGGAGCUUUUAACCAAAGCAAAAACCUCAACGUCAUUGUGUUAAGACACAAUAAAAUAGAUGAGUCACGGAUUGCACCCUUUGCCUGGCUCCAUCACAGGAAUCUGGAAUCAAUAGAUCUCUCACACAACAAACUCCAUUUGGUCCCAUCAUUCCUGCCAAAGUCCUUGGUUCACCUGGUGCUGGUUGGCAAUCAGAUCGAACGCAUUCCAGGAUAUGUGUUUGCGCACAUGGAGCCUGGCCUUGAGUAUCUGUACCUCUCCUACAACAAGCUGGAUGGAGAAGGGGUGGAGCCAGAGUCUUUCUUUGGCACAUUUAACACCAUGACCGAGCUAUGUCUAGACCACAACCAACUGACCAGCAUUCCCAUCGGAGUCAAUGAGAUGACGUCGUUACAUUUCCUCAGGCUUAACAACAACAACAUAAGUCUGUACAGGGCUACAUCCAGUCACAUGAACAAAAUCAUCGCUGGGAGUGUCUAUGAUAUGGACUCGUCUGAUUGGGCACAUUGGAGAGGACAACAUCUGCGACCCCUUGAAUGAUGAAGAUUCACGCAUAGUAGCCUUGCGCCUUGAGAAUAAUCUGCUUGACCCACGGAAAAUCCCUCCAACUGCCUUCUCAUGCGUUAGGUCGUAUUCUAGUGUUAUUCUGAGGCCUCAAAGAAUGAAAUAAUCUUAUAAUGAAGUCUUAAGCAUGUUAAUCUUUCUUCAUACACUGCCUUGUGCUCAAACAAAGCUGAGACAGGCAAUGCAAUGUAAAUUCCAACUCCAAACGCUCCAUCCUGCUCCAAGUGUUUUGCAUGAAGGUCAUUGUUCAAUAUGUUGAUUAUUUUAUAAGACAAGGGCCUUUAUUCAUUAGCUAUGAGAAAUAAGGCAUGGUUACUUGCUGGUAUGUAGAGCAUGUCAGCAGAUGUCUGUGGUUAUGGGGACCCAUUUAGACUUUCAGUCUUUCUAUGAAUGCUAAAUGGAAACAUUUUACUUUCCGAUUAUUCAGUCAGGGAAAACGGUAGAUCUGAAGAUCCAAAGCUAUGUAAGGAUAUGAUUCUGUUCACAUCAGUAUUUCAUUAUUUCAGCAUUUCUCAUACAUUUCCUGAGAGCAUAAAGAAAAAUGUAUAGUUUUACAACGUGUUUUACACCAAGUUUAUUUAUAUACCUGCACAUUACCAUGAAGAACAAACCAAUAGAUGAUUACUACUGAGUAAAAAAAAGUUGUACUAGUAUCCUGAUAUAAUUUCACAGUAUUCAUACGAGCUUUGGGGCAGGAGUACAUCCUUUCAGCUUCUGCGCAUAUAAACCAGAUGUCUGGAUAUGUAUUUAAUAAUGUAUUGAAUAAAAUCAAGCCUGAAUUUAA
Molecule: messenger RNA, 3427 nt
Organism: Ictalurus punctatus (channel catfish)
Lineage: Eukaryota; Metazoa; Chordata; Actinopteri; Siluriformes; Ictaluridae
Gene: ecm2
Product: extracellular matrix protein 2, female organ and adipocyte specific
Exons: 11
Coding region: 469-2619 (716 amino acids)
Biological process (GO): positive regulation of cell-substrate adhesion; extracellular matrix organization
Cellular component (GO): extracellular matrix
Molecular function (GO): protein binding; collagen V binding; heparin binding
Source: RefSeq, a predicted model, not a curated record